Molecule: messenger RNA, 519 nt
Organism: Pungitius pungitius (ninespine stickleback)
Lineage: Eukaryota; Metazoa; Chordata; Actinopteri; Perciformes; Gasterosteidae
Product: cocaine- and amphetamine-regulated transcript protein-like
Exons: 3
Coding region: 138-461 (107 amino acids)
Biological process (GO): G protein-coupled receptor signaling pathway; adult feeding behavior; positive regulation of MAPK cascade
Molecular function (GO): neuropeptide hormone activity
Source: RefSeq, a predicted model, not a curated record
UGUCAACCGCAGGCGUAAAGCACCUAUAAAGAGGGGCGCCUGUACAGAAGACCUCCAAACCCUCCACUCAGCAAACGCAGACAUCCCACUUGUCUUCACUCGCAAACGAGGACUGCUGCUAUUUCUGCGUCUGCACCAUGGUGAGCACUCGAGCUCUCCUCCUGGCGGCCACCUGCUGCUGCGCCUCCCUUUGGCUCGUUCAUGCAGAAGAGUCCUCACUGGAGACCCGCUCGUUGGAUUUCCCCCUGAAAACCCAACAGGAGAAAGAGCUGAUUGACGCGCUGCAAGAGGUUUUGGAGAAACUGAGGAGCAAAGAGAUGCCCUUGGAGAAAAAGCUUGGCUGGCUGCCUUCGUGUGACGCCGGGGAGCCCUGCGCCGUGCGUAAAGGUGCGCGUAUUGGCACACUGUGCAGCUGUCCUCGGGGUACUUCCUGUAACUUUUAUGUUCUCAAAUGUUUGUAAAGGGAAUAGUUUAGUUUUGGUUUUGCUUGUCCCAAUCUGCUGUCGUACUGUUAGUGAU